GCCUGCCUGUCCUUGAGUGCCCUCUUGUCCCGGACUAAGCGUUGGCCCACACUCUAAGAAGGUGUACGUAGUGGGGGCACCGUCUGCAGAAACCUGCAGCUACCUGGGGCGGCAGCGGGAGUAGCGCGUAGGGCGUCCUGUGUGCCCCCCAUCCCACACUUCCUUCUGCUUUUGUGGGCCUGUCAGUAGGCCGGGAAAGUUACAGAGUGGCCCCUUGACAGCUGCGGGAUUUUCUUUUUGUUGUCCGAAAAGGGGGUCCUUCUGGGCCUGAUCCUAGAACCCUGUUGUGUGGCCAGAUGGCCCUUGCUGCGCUGGCUCUCAGGGUCCCUGGAGUGCCUGUAGUUGGUUACUAGACACUGGUAACAGAACCGUGAAUCACCUAGACUAUAACAGGAUCCCUUCCUGAGCUUCAGGGCUCUAAGCACCCAGGCCCAGAACCUGAGAAUCUUCGUGGUGUUUGGGGUCGGCCCUGCAGUUGAGCAAUGCAUGCAUCAGGAAGAACCUCCACUCAGUAAGGAACUGUGAGUUCUGCUCCUCCAGUGGCAGUUUCCCCUGUCCCAGGCUGGAGAACUGGAAGUCACAGAUGUGUAGCUUGCCUCCGACGUUCUCCAGAGUCUGGCUGUCAGAAUGCCCUCAGGACCACAGUUCUGUAGGAUAGGACAAUUGUGUCUAGCUGAACGGCAACCUUGUUUCCAUGAGGUAGCUGAUCCUGCUUCCUUUGAGGUCCUUCUGCUCUAGAGAGAUGUGAUCAUUUCUUUUCCAACAUCUGAGGAUCCCUGAAACUGUUUGAAUGGCAGACAGGUCAGUGUCCUCGAGGAACUGGCCAUGGUGUCUUAGAGCAGGAGGAGCAGUUGCACAUCUGUGUAGAGCCUCAGCUUGUCCUCCAGGAGAAAUGGGUUACUUUGCCCUCCAUCCUUGGAUCUGGGCUUUGCCCUAGUUCUGACUAUCAGGCUUUGCCUACUCCCAAGCCUUCCUGGCCCCUCUUGACAUUAUCCAGGCCUCAGGGCAAAACAGGUAAGCCCCAUUUUACAGAUGAGGAAACUGAGGCUGUAGGACAGCAGUUGUCAGGGGAGGGGUAGGUGGAGUUCUAAAUCUCCGAAUCAGAAUCUGCUUCCACAUUCUCAUUGGUGACCUUUGAGAGAAGAAGAGCCUUUUUGGUGGCCUAAAAACCCUCACUGUAUAUGCUGUUGAUGAGCUGAUCAGUUAAGAGCCCGAGGAAGGUAGAGUGGUCCUUUGUCCAGCCCUGUGGUCUUUAAUGUCAGCUGCCCCUCACUGUACUAGCCAAUUGCUGGGGCUGAGAGGGGAAAAUUAAAUGGAAAAAAAAGGAAACACAUAUACAGAAACCCAAGAUCACUGGUGACUUGUCACAUUAUUUUGUCCUGGUUUGUACACUGCUUGGCAUGGGAGGCUAAAUGAGAGAAACACAACUAUGGUCUUAAGGCUCUGUGCUUAAGCCUAGAAAAGGGACACUUCCUGUCCCCACCCCUCCCCCUCCCCAGAGGUGUGGAUUGUUCUUUUUCCUGACUGUGCAUCUCUUGACUGCCCUAUCCUCUGGUCCCCACUUCAUACUGGCUAUGUCACCUGACAAGCAAAGAGCAUCCUGAAAUGCAUGUGCUCCUGGUUCCAGAAGCUCUAACUAGUCUCCUGAUUCCUCGGGCUGGAUGCAGUCUCUGCCAUUUGGCCUUUCCACAUCCCCAGUAUGUCUUGGCUGUCUGGAGCCACUUGACCCCUAUACCUCUGAUAUCAUUGUGGCUUAUCCCCAGGGCUCUACUGGGGACAACCCAGCUUCUUGAGUCUCCCCAGCUCAAGUCAUGUGUGUUAUUUCUUGGCAGGUCCUGGUACCCAACUCAGUCCAGCCCUACACUGAGCAGGUAGCCAAUGAGCAUCCUCAGUUGGCUGCUGACCAUUGGUAGCGUUGGGUCAGUUGACUUCUAAAGUUGAAGAGAUCUUCUGAUCCGAAAGGGCAGCAUGUGAUCGCUAUGGAAACAAGCCCCUGGCCUCAUCUUGUUUCUCAGUCUUAGAAGUGAACUUACCAGCCUAGGACCCUUGCAUACGUGUCACUGAAAGGAGGCAGAGGAAGCUGUGGGUUGAGGCUGUGCUGGGAAACCAGCUUAGCCGCACGAUUGUCACUUUGUGGAUCAUAGCAUGGCUGUGUGGAAAACUCGUGACCAGUGGACCAAAGAGCAUCUUAAUGUGGGCAACAUGUUGCCUCCCAGGCUCGUCCUACUAGGCAAACAGUUUUCGGGGGUGGGGUUAUAGGAGGACAGGAAUACUCGACCACAGUGUGGAUAUACAGGAGUGAUAGUGUGGGGCCCUCAGGUGAGUCAUCAUAAGAUGCUGGAUAGCCUGACUAUUCUUUGUACUCUUCUACACAAGCUCCAUGUGGGAACCAGUGAUGUAGCCCCUCUGUAAGGAUUCACCCGGCACCGGGGCAGGCUUGCUCAAGUCUCUGCACUGGCCUCAACUCUCUUGUGCUGACAAAUGCAUAGUCAUGGCUCUCCUGCUGCAUAUCCCGUGUCUCAGCUUCCCUGAUGCUGCCCUCCCCACUUCCCUGGUGGCUAAGCUGGAGGAUGGGCUUCGAGAGAGCUUUGGGGAAACAUAUCGAUAGUUGCUGUUUGAAAAUGUCAAGGUGCAGCCAUGCCUGCAGCUAAUAGUCAGGGUGGGAAGGCAGCAGAGUACUCCCUGCUGUAGAGGGUGCUCCCAUGCCCUCCUCCAUGGUUCUUACAAAGUUGCCCUUUGGAUUUAAAGAACUAACUGGCUUUCUGUCCCUUUCUUGAUCUUGCUGACCAUACACCAUUUGAUGGAAAAAUCAAUGAGUUCUACAGCUUUCUGGAGCCCCUGUCUUCUGCAGAUGUGGAAAGGCCAGAGCAUAGUAAGAAAGGAAGUGCUGAGAGACGUGCUAUGGCCUCCUCACUCCUAAUCCAGCAGUGAGCCUGAGUGUGCUAUGAUUCUUGUUUUUUCCAUGGCAAGGACACCAGGCUACCUUCUAUCUUUUCUCUUAAAAUUGUAUUCCACAUUAAACAACACUGAACUUGUGAACUAAAACUGAAAUCUUUUGUUUUCCUGGCAAUACCAUUUUGAAAAAGAUAAUGUGCAGCUCCAGAGACACAGAAGGAUGUUCAGUGACCAUUUCCCUGUCCCGGAGGCAUCUGGGCCAGCAUGUAGAUGCCUCAGACUAUCCUUGCCUCAGAGGCCAGAUGCAGAAUCCCAGCCUCAAGAACUGCUAUAGUUCACCUCAACAGGAUUAGUGUGUCUCAUUUGUUCUGAAUAGGUCUACAGCUGGAGGCCCCACUGCUGUUGUGAGGCCCAACCUUGAAUUUGUGUGAGCACUUGUGUGUAUGUGUUUGCCAGGGCAGGAUUUCUCCGUGUGGCCCUGGCUGUUCUGGACUCACUCUGUAGACCAGGCCGACCUUGAACUCAGAGAUUCACCUGCCUCUGCCUCCUUCCCAAGUGCUGGGAUAAAGGUGUGCACAACUAUACCUCACUCCAGCCUCAGUUUUUUACUUCUGCAUGUGAGCUGGAGAACAGGAAGUACUUGGCAAAAAUGGGGGAGCGGGGGGAAUCUAGAACCAAGGUUGAGAACUACUUUGUAAUGUGUUCUGGCUUCAUCUCCCAUUUAGGAGGGAGGGUGUAGGACGGCACCCUUCUUCCUAAGGCUUUUAUCCUGCACUUGGCCCUUAGGUGGAGUUUGUCAUUUUCAGUGGAACAUCUGGUUCACUUGAUGAGUUCAGCUUGCACCUUUCCUCUUGUGUGCAGGUAGAGGGUGAUGGCCACUGUCUCCAGUGUUGUUCCUAGGAGAAGGCAGUGGCCUGGAAAGGAAGUGCAGGGUGAGGACCCAUGAGUAUCCUGCCUGGCAUGGCAGCAUCUGCCAUAGUAAGCAGGAGCUGAAAAAAAGCAGAGCUUUGCAGCUUGAACAGUGGUUACCCAUUGGCAAUUGGAAUGACGGAGUAGUGCCAGGACCUGAGUCCAGGGAAUCUUGGGGACACCCUGCUGUUCCCUUGAGCCCUGCCCCAACCUGGGCACAGUUCCCUGGCAGUACCUGGACAGCCUAGGCUUCCUUGCCAACUACUACUGAUCCGUGGCCCUGGAGAUGAACUCUGCCCAAGGGCAGAGCCAACGUGAGGAACAUCAAGGCAGGAUCUUGAAUAACCCCUUCUGUUGUCCUACAGUGUAGAAUUAGCCACAGGCUCGUUUGCCAUGGAACAGGUCGCUUCCUGUGACAGUGGCAGUGAAGAGCCAGCAAACCGUGUUGUCCCCUGUGGUCUCUGGCUGUCGAACAGACACACUUUUAAAGGGAAGGAGUCCCUGAGUAGCAUAUGCUCAGGUGGGGCAGUAAUGAAGUUCUCCAAGAGGCUCUAGCCGUAGCACUGUAGACGAGGGCAGAGCCUGAGCCAUAUGGCCAGUCAAGACUCGGUUGCAGGACUUUGGCCCAUGCAGAUAAUCCCAAAGCCUGCAUUUGGCAUUCCUGGGCCAGAGUCCAAACCCUGAUAGGAGGAGCAUGCUGUCUUGGUGAGUACUGCAGUGGUAGCCUCUUCAGAGGCCCUUUCCCAAGGCAGCAACCCCGGUGUGGGCACAUUGGCAUCUUGUCAUCUGUGGCCUCAGGUGAGCUAGUUAUCAAGUGCUGUGGCUUGUUGGUUGGCUUGGUGGACGGGUCAGCAGAGUUGAGGUGCUUGGGUGGGAGGGAGGAACCCCUUUCUCUGGGCCAGUGCUCUCUGGUGACCAGCCUUGCUGCCCUGCUCUGCCAGCUGGGUUCUCUGGCUUUGCAGAAACUGUUUUUGGAAAAGCUAUGCUAGUGGGGCUUGGUCCUGUCACUUGGGCCUCAUACUCUCCUGGAUGUACCACCUGAGAUGUCUCCACUAUGGCCUGCCAAUGACACCCACAUGGGGUUAUUGCACUAUAGGGUAUCUUGGCCAAAAAGAGGCUCAAAGAGCUGAGGGUGGUCUAUUUCUUGGGAGGCACUCCGCCUAUCUUCAGGGAAUGCUGUUCAGCCAGUUCUCACAGGGUUGAGUCCUCCCCUGGGGUAGAUCCUAGCCUAGUUUCUUGGAGGGAGGAUUCACUUCCUGUCCCCAGGUCACUUCCUUAGGGCUGGCCUUGGUAUCAGCUGUCUGUUGGACAGCGUUGCAUCUCAACAGUGGCUUGUUCUUGGCUUCAGAUCUGGACUGGCUGCUUCCUGCCCUGGUGGGUACAGUGCUAAGGUAUGGUGGGUAACUAUUGGUGCCAGGUGGGGCUAGGACUGCUGCUUUCUCUUGCCAUCCCCUGUCUCAAGAGAGGAGGAAUAUUGGGGUUACUGAAGUUACAGUGGCAGAGGAUGUCCCUUCGUAAACUUUUCAAGAGGAAGGGCUUGUGUGGUAGGUUCUCUAUCAGUUGGUGUGGAAACCCCAUCUGCUCUUGUUCCCUGGGGUUGGGCACUGUGCUUAGGGUACUCCCAAAUGGGGAUACAGGGAGACAUUGCACUUCCUAUACCAAGAGCUCUAGAAACACAAGGUACAGUAGGUUUCCCUGGCCUUGACUUGGUUGAUAUCCCCAGAUUGUCCUUCUGGGGAUGAGGCAUCCCACAAAUCCUUGGAAACUCUGGGCAGGAAGUACUGACUUGGCUGUGGUGUGUGGGGCAAAAAGACAGGCUAUACCAGGGGACCCUCACAUGGGUUUACAGCCCUUAGGUUUCAUGGCUUGUGAGGACCAUGAUGGUCCCCACCCAGCCUCCAGCCCUGAGCACCCGUGAGGAAGAAUGAGGGGCCUGUCCUACUUCCAGGUGGGCUGUCAUGACCAACACCUUCUCUCAGAGGGCCCUUAGAGCUGAAGGUGAAGCUGGGGACAACAGAGAGGACUUGGCCUCCUGACUGAGAGUACCCCCUUGUGUGGCUCUCUGCAGAGUCCAUGUCAUCCUGUCUUCUCAUGCUUGUCCUGGGGGCUAUUCUCCAGCUGCCCUCAACAUAUGCAGAGACCAUCUUACACCAAGGCUGGGGACAUGCUAAUACAUCCUGAUAAUUAAUACUUUGUCUUUCAGAGCAAUGGCAUCCCUUGCUUCCUUGAGGCCAGAUCUAGGCCACUGUCCCAUUUAAAAGUAGAACAGUUCCCAAAUGCAAAUAAGGGAGGAACUGGCUGGUAGGUCUUGGAGUGGGAAAGGCAUAAGUAAGCCCCAGGACUAAGAGGAUGGGCGAACCUAUCUCUUAAGUCUUGUGGUCCUUAGUACCCCUGCCCCUUCUGCCUCUCGUUGGAGGCUGAUGUGGCUACACGUAAGUCAUGUAGCAGUGAGACAGUGUCAGUGGUAGGGUCUCUGAGAAUCACUGUUUGCUGGGUCCAGCCUCCUAAAAGCCUGACUUGCAGUGGAGGUCAAAGGGUGUUUGCUGAGCAUACAAACUGGAGCCACAGGAGGAGCAAGGAAGUGCUCUCGGGAGUGGGGAGGGUCCUGUCCACCAACGAGCCCUGUAUGAGAGGACAGCCCGUGGGAUGGCUCAGGUCUGCUGUGUCCAGCUGGGGGCUGUGCUGUGUUCUUAUGAAGCCCUCUCCUUCCUGUUCUCUUUGCAGUACAGCCUAGGCAACCAGAAUGUGAGCAAAGACUGGACCCACCUGUGUUGGCAUUCUUCCGUGUCCCUGCCUAUUACCACAUGCUAAUUAUACUGGAGUGCUCUGGCCUAGAUGGGGAGACCUGGGAGGGGCCAGCCUCCUUCAUUCAAAGAAGGUCCCAGUGUCCUUGGCCAAGUGCUGUGGGUGUGAUAAUUACUUCUAUAGAGUGUUGGCCAAGCCAGAGAAACAGCCAGCCCUCUCUAGCUAGGGCUGCUGCUGGAUUCCCUUUCUACCCUUCCAGUGGUCCCUGAGUGCAGUUGUCAGAACCCAGAAGGAAAGCCUGUAGAACCUUUUACACAGCUGCCUACCAUACACGUGGAGUUACCAACCACCAAGGCUACAGAAGGUGCUGGGGCCUACAGUUGUGCCUGAAAGGCCAGCAGAGGGAAGCCGGCUGCCCUUUCUCCGGUGUGGGCCCUCUCCUCUCUCCAUGCUUCCGUUCGCGUGCCACCGGCCAGAGGUGACCAGGCCCGGCUCUCUACGUGGCCACUGUCAGGGGGGCCAUGGGGAGCUCUGCCUCCUCCCUGGCUGCCGAGACGGAGUCAGACCACGGCUUCCCUGGGGGGCCAUCCUACCCCGGACCCCCAGCAGCAGCUGGCUGGUGUAGGAGCGGCCCUGGGGAGACUGUCUGGGGAAGUGCUCUGGUCACCAGACAGCACCCACGUCCCCGGGCCCGAAGCCACACACAUUCUCCUGGGUCUAUGGCCACAGUUGGGGAGUGGUCCUGUGCGCGCUGCACCUUCCUGAACCCUGCCGGCCAACGCCAGUGCUCCAUCUGUGAGGCCCCCAGGCACAAGCCAGAUCUUGACCAGAUCCUGCGGCUCAGCGUAGAGGAGCAGAAAUGGCCCUGUGCACGCUGUACAUUCCGGAACUUUUUAGGCAAAGAGGCUUGUGAAGUAUGUGGCUUUACCCCAGAGCCUGUUCCUGGAGCCCCUCUGCUGCCCAUUAUCAAUGGGGUCCUGCCCAAGCCACCCACCGUCCUGGUGGAACCAAAGGGCAGCUGCAAGGAGGAAGCAGGCCCUGUGCGGACGGCAGGGCUAGUGGCCAUGGAGCCAGCCAGAGGGCACACUGAGGAAGAAGAAGAAAAGGAGCAGGAGGACGAAGGGAAAGGGGCAGAGCCUGGCAGUGGCUGGGCAUGCCAGCGCUGUACACUGCAUAACACACCAGUGGCCAGCUCUUGUUCUGCCUGUGGGGGACCCCGGAAACUGUCAUUGCCUCGCAUCCCCCCAGAGGCCCUGGUGGUUCCCGAGGUUGUGGCCCCUACUGGCUUCCAUGUUGUUCCUGCUCCAUCCCAGCCUCUCCUCCCUGGGGAAGGUGCUGAGGCUGAUUCUCCUUCUACCAGCCAGGGUCCCACCUCCACUGAUCAGGAGCCCCCCAGGGUACCACCCUUCAGCCCCUUCUCACCCACCCUACAGAACAACCCUGUGCCCAGAAGCCGCCGGGAGGUCCCCCCUCAGCUUCAGCCACCUGUGCCUGAGGCUGCUCAGUCCUCGACCUCCACCAGCUCCAAAGGGCCCUCCCAGGGCCCUGGAAGAGCUGCAGCUGGGGCCUCCCGCCUCGCUGAGCUGCUGUCGGGCAAGCGACUGAGCGUACUGGAGGAGGAGGCCCCCGAGAGCAGCCCUGCCCGCUGUGAGUCGUGCAGUGACGUCAUUGACCUGGCUGGAGACACUGUCCGCUACACACCGGCCAGCCCCUCCAGCCCUGACUUCACCACCUGGUCAUGUGCCAGGUGCACACUUAGGAACCCCACAGCAGCCUCCAGGUGUUCAGCGUGUGGUGGCUCCAAGCUGCAUGGUUUCCAGGAGCACAGUGAACCCCCUUCCCACUGCCCCGACUGUGGUGCCGACAAGCCUGGCCCCUGUGUUGGCUGCUGUGGACGAGCUCCCUCAGCACAUAAGGCUGCCCGUCUCUUGCCUGAUGGCCUGGGCCAGUGGGCCUGCCCUGCCUGCACCCUGAUCAACGCGCCUCGGGCCAAGCACUGUGCAGCCUGCCACACACCACAGCUUCUAGUGACCCAGUGCCGGGGGGCUACACCCCUGAGGCGCAGGGAGAGCAUGCAUGUGGAGAAGCGGAGGCAGACAGACGAGGGCGAGGCCAAGGCACUCUGGGAGAACAUAGUGGCUUUCUGCAGAGAGAAUAGUGUGAACUUUGUGGAUGACAGCUUCCCCCCCGGGCCUGCAUCUGUCGGCUUCCCAGUGGGCGACAGCGUCCAGCAGCGAGUGAAACAGUGGCUGCGGCCCCACGAAAUCAACUGCUCUGUCUUCAGGGACCACGGCACCCCGUGGUCAGUCUUCCACACCCUGAGGCCCUCUGACAUCCUACAGGGGCUGCUGGGGAACUGCUGGUUCCUGAGUGCGUUGGCAGUACUGGCUGAACGUCCCGACCUCGUGGAAAGGGUGAUGGUCACACGUAGCCUAUGCGCAGAGGGUGCCUACCAGGUGCGGCUGUGCAAGGACGGUACGUGGACGACAGUGCUGGUGGACGACAUGCUGCCCUGCGAUGAGGCUGGCUUUCUGCUCUUCUCACAGGCACAGCGGAAGCAGCUAUGGGUGGCCCUCAUUGAGAAAGCGCUGGCCAAGCUGCACGGCUCCUACUUCGCCCUCCAGGCAGGGCGUGCCAUUGAAGGCCUGGCCACACUCACCGGUGCCCCCUGUGAGAGCCUGGCGUUGCAGGUCAGCUCCACUAACCCCCGAGAGGAACCUGUUGACACUGACCUCAUCUGGGCCAAAAUGCUGAGUUCUAAGGAGGCUGGGUUCCUCAUGGGUGCCUCCUGCGGAGGAGGUAACAUGAAGGUAGAUGAUGCUGCUUAUGAGAGCCUGGGUCUGCGCCCCCGCCAUGCCUACUCCAUCUUGGAUGUUCGUGAUGUUCAGGGCUCCAGUCCUGUUAUCUACAGGCUCCUACGACUCCGGAACCCAUGGGGCCGUUUCUCCUGGAAUGGCAGCUGGUCGGAUGAGUGGCCACACUGGCCAGGGCACCUGCGAGCCGAACUCAUGCCACAUGGCAGCAGUGAGGGUGUUUUCUGGAUGGAGUAUAGUGACUUUAUCAGGUACUUUGACUCUGUGGACAUCUGCAAGGUACACUCAGAUUGGCAGGAGGCGCGGGUUCAGGGAAGUUUCCCAAGCACUGCCAGUGGACCAGUGGGUGUGACGGCACUCACGGUGCUGGAGCGUGCCUCACUGGAGUUUGCCCUCUUCCAGGAGGGCAGCAGGCGCUCGGAUUCAGUAGACAGCCACCUCCUGGAUCUGUGCAUCCUGGUAUUCCGGGCCACUUUUGGCACUGGUGGCCGCCUGAGCCUGGGCCGCCUCUUGGCCCACAGCAAACGUGCUGUUAAGAAGUUUGUGAACUGUGAUGUCAUGCUGGAGCCUGGCGAGUAUGCUGUGGUGUGCUGUGCCUUCAACCACUGGAACCCUGCUCCACCAGGGCCCCCUGCCCAGGGUAAGGGCCCCAGCCAGAUGAGGCCCACACCCACCUUCCCACCCUCCGAGCCCCAAAGCCCACCCACGGGAAAGCUGCUGGCUCCCUUAUCCACACCCCCCACAGCCUCCAGCCCCUCAGCAGGGGUCCCCCGAGGUGCCCCCGAGCCACCCGGCCACGUACUCGCAGUGUACAGCUCCAGGCUGGUCAUGGUGGAGCCGGUGGAGGCGCAGCCAACCACACUGGCCGAUGCCAUCAUCCUGCUCACUGAGAGCCGGGGCGAGCGGCAUGAGGGCCGAGAGGGCAUGACCUGCUACUACCUGACUCAUGGCUGGGCGGGGCUCAUCGUGGUGGUGGAGAACCGGCACCCCAAGUCCUACCUGCACGUGCAGUGUGAUUGCACCGACAGCUUCAACGUGGUGUCCACGCGUGGCAGCCUGCGUACCCAGGACAGUGUCCCACCCCUGCACAGGCAGGUCCUGGUGAUCUUGUCCCAGCUGGAAGGCAAUGCUGGAUUCUCCAUCACCCACCGCCUGGCACAUCGCAAGGCAGCCCAGGCCUUCCUCAGCGACUGGACAGCCUCUAGGGGUACCCACAGCCCCCCACUCACACCUGAUGUGGCCGGUCUACAUGGACCCCGGCCACUAUGACUACAGUUCCCCAGGGCAGGGGCUAUGUGCAGAUCCACCCACCUGCCCUCCCCUACAUGCACUUUAUGAGGGAGACCCCCAAUGGAGGAUGCUUGAACCGGAAUCUCAGGACCCUGCCCAGGGAGCCACCGGCUACAGGGUGCAGCCUCCCCUGGGCCUCCCUCCCCUCCUCCUCCACCCCAAGUACCCUCAGUCCCCACCAGGCCUCCCAGCUGCCAUGCAGAAUACCUCGAGCCGGGUGGGUUUCAUUCCAGUACUUCUGUCCUGAGCCCUGGGGACAGCUUCAGGUGGCCAAGGCCGAAAUGGGGCUGGCCUUCCCUGUGAAUAUGGGGUCACUUGCUAUAGAGAGGCAUCCCAGAUAUGUGUUCACAGAACCAAAUCUGGGGGUUCAGAGGCCAUGAUCCUGCCUUGAGAACCUGGGUAACCCUCUGUGGGGGCUCCGAUCUGCCGCUUCCCCCCUUGGUUUGUUCCCAAGCCCAACUCCUUGCCUAAUGAGCAGGGUCCUGAUAGCCCUGGCACAUGAGCAGCGCAUUGCAGGAAGCAGAUGCCUGAUGGCCAUCAGCCAGGGCUUGGGGACAGCUGCCCCUCCUGCAACACUAUGCAAUUCCUGGAGCACCUGCCAGGAUCGAAGCCAUGAUGGGGUGGCAGGUCGGAAGCCAGACCCAGCCCAGCUGUCUGGAGAAGCGCUUUGUCCUUAGCUUCCCUGGCCACAAUCGGCACUGUCCCAUGGCCUCAGUCUGUCCACCAAGAAGGACACCCCACCCCAGUCCCGUUACAGGCACAUGUAAGGUGUGACUGAUUACUCCCUUCCCUAGAUGAGGGAGCCAAGCUGCCCACCUGCCCAGCAUUCCCCUAGCUGCUUGUCAAAAUCAGAGCCCUUACCUGCCACAUGGACGCCUGAGUCUUUUCCUGGGCCCCCACCUGGCUGCCACUGUCCUGCAGCCCCCUAGGUAGUGGGCAGCUCACACACCCACUAUCCUUGCCUCCAUGGGGCUUGCGAGGGUUUUUAUACCUAAAGAAACACUCCCCUCCCCUCUGGGCCCCCUUUUACUCUGAGCUGUGAAUAUUUUUAACCCUGUAAAUAGGACCAGCUCUUCGAACACAGAGACUAUUUUAUCAGCUAUCAGUCCCUUCCUUGUUCGAUGACUCCAUAGGCCGUUUCCACUCAGGCUCCAAGGACCAAAUAAAAGCGUUUUGUUUUGUAA
Molecule: messenger RNA, 11836 nt
Organism: Peromyscus maniculatus bairdii (prairie deer mouse)
Lineage: Eukaryota; Metazoa; Chordata; Mammalia; Rodentia; Cricetidae
Source: RefSeq, a predicted model, not a curated record